Molecule: messenger RNA, 2595 nt
Organism: Prunus dulcis (almond)
Lineage: Eukaryota; Viridiplantae; Streptophyta; Magnoliopsida; Rosales; Rosaceae
Exons: 2
Coding region: 360-1508 (382 amino acids)
Biological process (GO): regulation of DNA-templated transcription; chloroplast organization
Cellular component (GO): chloroplast
Molecular function (GO): double-stranded DNA binding
Source: RefSeq, a predicted model, not a curated record
AGCGCCACUCAAUCCAAAUCAAUGCAUUGUCUCUAGCCACCCGUCUAAGUGCCUUGUGCCUAAAACCUCGAUGCGUCUGUCCGUUGCUGCUAAACCCUUCAAAGGCUAUCCAUGGGCUGCCCAGGACUCUGACGAGAUGAUGAAUAUCAAGAACUAAAUUUGUGGUAAAGAUUUAAGAAAACCAUUUUUGCUGCUUCUUUGUGACUGUGUAUCAGUCCAAGAUUAAUAGGAGCGCUUAAUAUAAAAAGAUUUGAGCUUCAAAUUUUUGAAUAAAUUUUACUGCGUACUUCUAUGCUGAUUCUUUAGCUGCAUUCCAAUUUUCCCAAAGGAUGUGCAGCCAAUAACUUGAGUCUGUUGACAUGCAAUCUAGAGUUGGUUCUUUAGUUAAGCUCCGAAAUUUAUUGACAGCCUCUCGAAAUUUUUUAUCUUUUCCCAAAACUCUGAUCUCAACAACUUCUCUACUUUUCCCGCCCGCCACCUAUUCGACCAUUUGCCAAGCCCAGGAAGAAAGUGUAGGAGAAUAUGUUAGAGACCAACCCAAGAGCUCUGAAGAAAUUCUUAAGAACUGGGGUUGUAGUGAUACUGACAUAUCCAAGAUGUUCACACGGCGGCCUGCUUUGCGGAAUGCUGACCUUGAUCAGCUUCAGUUCAAACUAAACAUUCUAAGUGGCUUGGGCAUUAGUGCAUCUGAGCUUGUGAAGAUCAUCAAUUGUCGGCCCCGGUUUCUCAGUUAUCGAAUUAAUCAUUGUUUUGAUGAGCGGCUUGAGUACUUUAUGAGAUUGUUUGAGUCGAGGGAAGUUCUUGUCAAAGCCAUUGUAAAGAACCCAUCUCUAUUGACCUAUGACUUUCACGAUAAAAUCAAGCCUGCCAUCGCACUAUACGAAGGAAUGGGUCUUAGCACGAGUGACUUGACCCAAAUUCUUCUAUCACGGCCCACAUUGAUCCCAAGAACUUCAUUUAAUGAUGAAAAGAUGGAAUAUAUACGAAAAACCAGGCUUUCGAAUCAUUCAACCAUGUAUAAGUAUGUUGUCGCAAUCAUUGGCAUUUCACGCCUUGAAACUAUCCGUCAGAAAGUUGCAAAUUUGGAGAAGUUUGGUUUCUCAGAAGAUGAGAUUUUUGGUCUUUUGGCAAGGUCUCCCCUUGUGCUUACACUGUCAAUUGAUAAGGUUCAGAGGAACAUGACUUUCAUUAUAGGAAAAAUGAAACUUCCCGCCCCAGUGAUUCUUGAGUAUCCCUUUUUUCUGUACACAAAUCUGGAGGCUGUUUUAAAGCCACGAGUAUUUCUUGCAGAGAAGAUGCAGGAAAUGGGUCUUGACUUGCAGAUUAAAGGCCCUGUGAUGCUGACAGCACUGAGGAUGACAGAGAAGAGGUUUCUGAAGGCAUUUGUUAAUUGUCACCCAAAGGAUGUUGCUGAUGAAUUGAUGGAAUUUUAUAUAAAUGCAAAGGGUGUGAAGCGAUUGGCAGAAGACUACUCCAAGAAGAACUUCCAGCAAGGAUUUCCUUUCUAAAUAUCUUUUGCUAUCAGGUUUUUAUCUUUUGUACCUGCAAGAUGUGUCAGUUUACCUGUGGAUAUCAUUAUGUUACAUUAUGGAGCAUUCUGCUUAUAGUGGCAUUGUCAUACUCUGAAAUCCUUUAUAUUGUUUGGGGUUCAAUUAAUUUUCUAUGAUUCAUGGUCUCUCUCUGACUCAUAUUUGCUCAAUAAGCUAAUUACAUUAGUGUUCAAGUUACAUGUCCUUUGAUUUGUUAGAAAUUCCCUUUUUUAUACACUAUCAAUCUUUUGGAUUGUUUAGGGCCAUAAUUGUUGGCCCUACAUUGUUGGAUGCAGAAUUUUUCUUGAGCGACCCAAUGAAACCCUUGUAUGUGCAGUAGAGAGAAAAUAGUAGAGAAAAAAUGUUCGUAGUAAAAGAAUCAUUGAGUCUUAGAUGAUGUAGUUUGAGCAUCAAUCACGUUUUCAUAAAUAUCAGUUGGUACCACAGUAUCAUCGGUUGGACACUGACCCUAAUUCCGGGCAUUCGACUUUCUUUUUAAUUCUAAUGUAUAUGAUUUGUUCUCUAUGUGAGUUUCUAUUUUUUGUUUUCCUGACUUCCCGUUGGAUCUGAUGGAGAACUCAUGUCGCACUCAAAAAUUCAGUAGGCACAUAAAUCAUCUGGAAUGCUUAUCUUAAUGCAUCCUUGUAGAAGUAAUUUCUGGCAUUUGAGGGACCUUUAUUGGCGUAGUUUUAUGAAAUGAGUCUCACAUUCCCACAUUGCGACGAGCAGUUUUUCUUUAAAGCAAAGUGCUUUUUCUAUUUUAGUUUGUUUAGAUAUUUGUAUGAAAUCGCAGGAAAUUCAGAUUCGUAGUUCCUUGGACAUCAUACUUCUAGUCUUGAGGGUCUUGAUUAAGAUGAAUCAUGGGACUAUAAACAAGGUUCCCUCUCUUCUUUCUCAACUCAACAAGUUGUUUCUGGUUUCGUGUGUCAAAAAGAAGAUCCUAGAGUUGAUUCAGUGCUUGCUGAUUGAUACUGGAACUCAUAAACUUAGUUCUUGCUGAUUUAUACUGUAAUGUAAUGAGUAAAUUUGUUCCUACUGAACUAUAACGUAUUGAUUUUUUUGUUGU